AUGCCGAAAACUGGAAUUGGAUUUAAAGAUAAGACGAUAAGACAAGCUUUUGUUCAGAAGGUUUUUACUUUGAUGACUAUCAUGAUAAGUGUUGUCACGGUUAUGUCAGCAAUUUCUUUAUUUUACCGUGAUGGCGAGAAAUAUCCACUUAGAGAUUAUCUGAAGAAAAGUUCGGGGCUUUAUUUCUUGUCAUUAUUAGUUUUUCUGGUUGUUUAUUUUGCUAUAAUUUGCUGUGAAAGUGCACGUCGAACUCAUCCGACAAACCUGAUUAGUACCGGAAUUUUAACUCAUUCAAUUGGAUUUCUUGUAUUACUUUCACAUUAUUAUCAUUUGAUAACAACUUUAUUAGGCUAUGGCCAUGACCUCUUACUAUUCCCUCGAUUCUGUUGUCCUAGCUUUCAUUGUUACAACACUCUGCUGUGGUGGAAUAGUCAUUUUCUCGCUGAUCACCAAACGUGA
Molecule: messenger RNA, 459 nt
Organism: Meloidogyne enterolobii
Lineage: Eukaryota; Metazoa; Nematoda; Chromadorea; Rhabditida; Meloidogynidae
Source: the annotation of a GenBank genome assembly